Molecule: messenger RNA, 2351 nt
Organism: Zingiber officinale
Lineage: Eukaryota; Viridiplantae; Streptophyta; Magnoliopsida; Zingiberales; Zingiberaceae
Exons: 2
Coding region: 783-2054 (423 amino acids)
Biological process (GO): dUMP biosynthetic process; dUTP catabolic process
Molecular function (GO): magnesium ion binding; dUTP diphosphatase activity
Source: RefSeq, a predicted model, not a curated record
GGUUUCCCAGUCAGCACUUUAAUAAUAGAAGCUUUUUGAGUUGUAAAGGGUCAAAAGAUAAGAUUCGCAUGAAUGAUGAUGGGGCGCCAUGAGCACCCAGUUCAUCGAAAUCUUCUCUAUAAAACCCUCAGUCUAGUUUCAUUGCAAGACAUCAAGCGCUCUACGCUACAAGUCUUACUCUGAAUAUUUGCAACAAGUUCAUACAAAGACACCCUCCAAGCAACAGAAGCAAUAGAAGCUCCUUCUAUAGGAUUUUGUAGACCUACAGAUUAUAAAGGUGCUCUUAGUGGAACGGUAGCUGCUAUUAAACAAGCCAAUACCCAAAUUCAGCUUCUAGUUACAAUACUUGAGAAGCUUGAGAAUUUGGAAGACCGAGUCAAGAAUAUUGAAGCAAAGACAAAAUCAACUGCUGAGGUAACUUUACCAGAAGAAAUUAUUCAAGAAUUAUCCCAUAAAAUCAAAAGUUUAUCUCUGAAGGAAAAAGCAAACGAAGGAAGGGGAAAGCUACUUGUGUUCAAAGACCCUUACGAGCUUUUUCAAGAACAAAAGAAGAAAUGACUACCAAAACAACGAUGAACCCUCCUGUUACUACAAACUUAAGAACAAAUACAGACGGUGUACCCCUCUUUGAAGAUCAGGUGCGUAACUACAGACAAAAUCAGAGAAGGAGAUAUCUAGCAGGAAGAGCCUUACAAAGGGUAGCACGGAGAAUAACAGGAAGAGGACCUUAUGCAUAUACCCUCGAACAAUAAUUAGACCCUCAAGUACAAUUAAGGCAAUCCAUGCAGGAAAGGGCUACCCUAGUACCUGCUGAAGUUCUUUAUCAUUCAAGAAGAGAUGAUGCACACCAUCGUGUGUAUAUGCAUCGAUCUGAAGAAGCUAUUCUUGUUACAACUAAUCAAGUUGACAGGGCUUUUAUUCAAGAAGAUAGCUUUCACCAGCUACAAAGAAGUGGAAUGAGAUUUAUUCAUAUGGGGGUAAUACAAGUCAGGAUUCAAAUUCUUCAUCGACAAGAAGAAGGGACUUUAUUACUUGUGGUGUUUCGUGAUAAUAGAUGGCAAGGAGAUCAAGCAAUAUUUGCCACAAUGGAAGUUGAUCUUACGCAUGACAGCCAACUAGUGUAUGUAAUCCCUGAUACAAUGCUAACUAUAUCUGAUUUUUAUCAAAAUAUACAGAUAUCUAUUUUAGCAAGGGGAUAUGAAGGCUGGAGAAAUGGCGAAGCUAAUAUUCUUAUUACUCGAGGAAUGGUUGGGCGAUUAUCCAACACACCGAAUGUUGGAUUUGCAUAUGAAGUCCAAAAUGUUGUGGAUUAUUUUACGAGCCAUGGAGUCAAAGCGUUACCUGGAAGACGAUAUAAUACAAGAGAAUUUAUGGGGCAAAACUGGAUUAUUAGACCAUCAACGAUCAAUAUUCCAUUACAACCGACAGAGGUAACCACUAAUAAUCUUAUUGAUGGCAGGAUUUCACUUCAUUUUGAAAAUUAUCAAGCAACAAGGACACCAACACCACCAGACUACAAUUCCAUUGAUCAAGAGAAUAGUAAUGAUGAUGAAGAAGAAAGGAUGCAUCUAGUGGCUGUUCUAGUCGCUGAACAAGACAUUCUAGUUGCUGAACCAGAAGUGAUUCUCUAUAUCAAAAAGAGAAGUGCAACAGCUAAAACACCAAAAAGGGCAUCAAAAGGAGCAGUUGGAUAUGACCUGGCUAUUGAUCAAGAUUAUAGUAUUCCUCCACGAGGGCAAGAAUUGUUGAGCACUGGUGUCAGUAUAAAAGUUCCUGAAGGCACUUAUGCAAGAAUAGCACCACGCUCAAGUUAUGCUAUUCAAGGAAUUAUCAUAGGAGCUGGAGUUAUUGAUUCAGAUUACAGAGGUGAAGUAAAGAUUUUAGCACAUAAUUUCUCUGACAAUACUUUGUUUUUCAAAGCAGGUGAAUACAUAGCACAAAUAAUUUUGGAGUGCUGCAAAACCCCAAUGGUUAUGCCUGUUCUAGAAUUAGAUAUGACCUCCAGAGGAGAAGAAGGCUUGGCUCAACAACUAUUGACAAGGAACAAAGAAUAGCAGAAACAGAAGCAAGAAGAAAUCAACUAUUACAAGCCAGAAAACAAAAGCAACAAAUUCCUCCUGACAAAGGAAGAUCCUCACGAACUGCAAAGCAAUACUGAAAAGCGAUUGGAUUAAAAUAUUUUACAUCUGAAAACAUUUGGGAUCUACUUCAACCCCAUACUUCCGAGACACUUGAAGAACCUGAGUAUAUUGAAUUCGAAAAAAAAAACUUGGCUUCUUUUUCACAAACUUAGAUAAUGUACUAGACACUAGUAAGAAAUACAAGACUAAGUUUUGCGAGAAAGGAAACUG